This is a messenger RNA of Sordaria macrospora k-hell, 1401 nucleotides long. RefSeq lists its product as uncharacterized. The record is from RefSeq and is a predicted model, not a curated record. Lineage: Eukaryota; Fungi; Ascomycota; Sordariomycetes; Sordariales; Sordariaceae.
AUGGCGUCCUCGACCGCACAUUCUGGACCGGCAACACAGGCUCGCCAGGCACCGUUUGAGCCGCCGGUACCAACACCGCAAACAGAACUGAAACAACCGCCAAAGCGACCCAAGUGGUGUCUCACCGAACACCUUCUCACAACGUACGGGUACGAAUUCCAGGCCGCCACGCAGCAUCCGUUUCUCGAGGCAGCUGCCAGGGGUGAGCUCUCCAAGGACGUCCUAAGUCGCUGGCUCGCCAACGACAGGUUAUACAUCCACAGUUACAUCCGCGCCGCCGGAAAGCUUCUUUCCACCAUCGACUUGCCCCAGAAGAUCCCAGCGCCCAGGCAAGAUGGAGUCGACCCCGAACCCGAACAGUGGGAAACACAGCUGGUUGACUGGCUGAUCGAAGCCCUUGGCGCCGUCCGCAAGGAAGAGAGAAUGUUUAUCGAAGUUGCUGAGCGUUACGGCUUGACGAUUGACCUCACCACUCCCGCCGCAACAGCAAAUAGCGUCAGUACCAGUACUAGCACCAGUGUCGAACACCAUCUCCACGCCCCUGCCGCCAAUGUUCUCACUAUUCCCGAUGACCAAAAGCUCCCGGGCUUGCUUCAGAUUACCGAACUCUUCUCGACCAUCAUACCUGCUCCCAUUCCCCAGGCGCCCGCCCGCAGCCUCGUCGUUGCCGUAUCUACCGACAAAUCAUCUCCCGACGACCCGCCCUCUACCCCCGAUCCUGACCAGACCGCGAAAGCCGGCGACACCGAGAAAGACAAAGAAUCGCAACCUGACAACAAAGACGAAGCGGAGGAGACGCCAGUUCACCCUCCUCCCGCUCUGCCAUGGCUCGAAGGGGCUCUCACCUUCUACGGCACCGAGCUCGCCUACCUGGCCGCCUGGUCCUACGCUAAAUCUCUCCAGACCAAAUACACCGCGGACGCCGCCUCCCGCGCAACUGGCUCCCAAGGCCAAGAGUCCUCGUCAUCAUCCAUUGCCCCAGGCGCCCUGGACAGAUACCCAACGCCUCCGCACACAUUCACCACCACAACUCCAGCUACCUCCCCCGCCCCAGCCCGCGAAGCGCUUUCCGCAUUUUCCUCACCACACGUCACCAUCCAGCCGUUCCAGCCCCCUCCUCCACCGAACAGCGCUUCCGGCAAUAGAUCCGCACCAGGGAGUCAGGAUGCGGAUGGGGGCGCCCUGAGGAAUGAGUUCAUCCCUAACUGGAGCAGCGUCGAGUUUGCACUUUUUGUCAAUCGGCUGGGGCGAAUUAUCGACGGAGCCGUGUCUGAGUUGCUCGUAGCUGCGGGAGGGGAAGGCCCGGUGGCCGAUGCAGCGAAGGGGGCUAUUCUGAGACGAGUGGAGGGCAGGUGGAAGAGCUUGAUGGUUGCCGAGUCGGCAUUUUGGCCCGAGGUUUAG